AUAGAGCCAAGUUGCCGUCACUAGUUCCACGACCGCCAAUCGAGAUAGACGCACACAAGUUGAUACGUGUCUCCCUUUUUUUAAAAAUUUUUUAAAAAGAAAAGAAAAAAACAACUUUUGACAAAUUCAUCAAAAGUCAUUGACUCUCUCUCUCUCUCUCGCACGCAUACCCAGACAAUUUUUGUUUUUCGGCUUGGCGCAGACAGUGAUAUUUUUUAAUUCUUUCAAAAGGAAAAAAAGAAAAACUUCCGUGUUGUGUUGUUAUUUCUUCGUGGAUUUUCCAAUCCGCCCCGGAUUUUCUUGGAUUUUUUCUUUCUUGGAAAUUAUUCCGGAAGGAAUUUAUUUUUCACCCUCACUUCCUGGACGUAACUCAUUUUCGACUUCAAAAAGGACAGCGCAAAAGUGCCUCCCGCAGCAGUUCAUCGUUUCCAUGACGACGGUCGAUCAUCGCAGGAGGAAUUGACCAACUACAACUGACUGACUGACUAAACAAAACAAAACGAAAUUAAAAUCCCCGACACAGACGAGACUUAUUUUUCUCUCUCUCUCCUUCUAAUUUGAAUUUGAAGACAUACACAAAUCUAAAAAGACGCAAAGAAUUUGCGCCCUGAGCUGACGGUGUCGAGUGAUCAUGAACAAUUCUUAAACAUGCCCAAUCAAGGAACGAAAAUGGAAGAAGGUGGUUGGGAUUUAGCCGAGCUGGCCGAGGAGGAUUUCGAGCAGUUGGCCGUUUACAUUGUGCCGGACGCCGUUGUGGAGCCCGGCAGCGGUACGGAAAGAGUCAACCGAGCCGAGACGUCGUUGCCAAGAAAUUUGACACUGAAGCCGAGCCAGGCCUUGUCUGACGUGCUGGGCGUCUGGAGCAGCGAUUACAUUCCACGAGGGACCCGAUUCGGACCUUUGGUCGGUGACAUUUACGCCAAGGAUCACGUUCCCAAACACGCCAAUCGCAAAUACUUUUGGAGGGUGUACAACAAUAGCGAAGUUUUUUAUUACAUCGACGGCUACGACACGGCCAAGGCCAACUGGAUGCGCUACGUCAAUCCGGCCUAUUCGUCCGAGUCGCAGAACCUGAUCGCCUGCCAGUACAAGAUGAACAUUUACUUUUACACGACCAAACCGAUCCUGCCCAAUCAGGAACUCCUCGUCUGGUACUGCAAGGAGUUUGCCGAGAGACUCAACUACCCCGUCACCGGCGACUUGAUGCUCCAGAGGAUCCGCCAGCAAGUCCAGCAGAACGACGAGGACGGAACGGACACGGAGUCGACGGCCGAGAUCAAGAAGCCCAAUGAAACGGGACCGUCGAGUCCGGCAGCGUCCGGUUCCGGUUCCAGGGCGGAAGAGAAUAAAGUCAAGCACAAGAAACUCCAACAUCCGGCGGAUACAACUGGAUCGGCCAACAAAGAGGCCGAACAAUCGCCCAAGGAAGCCACGCUGGCCGUUGACACGACAACAACGGCCACGGCCACAACAACGACGACAACAACCCGGCGUGAUCACGGCGAUAAUCAUCCGCACCACCAGCACCAGAUGACACCCACCGCCGAAGGUUCCGUCCGCUCGGAUGAAGGUUACCAUAGCAACGGCUACCACGACGACGCUCUGACUCCGCCGGAAGAUUCCAGCGACUCUGACAACGACAACUACGUCCUGGAUUUCAGCCGGAAGCCUUCGUCGUCUUCGUCGUCUUCCACUUCGUCGACAACGGGUCCGGCUGCCGGCCAGCCCAGUUCGACCAGUCGUCUGAGUCCGUUGGCGGAAGAGCCUCCGGCGUCGACCCAGCAGGGAUCGCCGCAGUCGGACAGCCGGAGCACCAACGAGUACCGUAAAGUCAAAAUCAAAAUGCCCAAGGCCUACCACUACCGGCACAGCAGCAUCAGCGAGGAGCGCGAUCAAGUGGUUGUUGCUCCUCCUCCGCGCUCCCAGCACCACCACCGACUGGCCCCGUCACCUCCGCAACAGCAUUCGCCUCCGGUGACCCAGUCGGUGGUCAAAUCGGCGCCUUUGGUGGCCCAACUCUCACCGGUCGCCCCUCUGCCGCUCAGCCCUCGAUUCCGGCGUAGUCAUCCGCAGCCACCGCAGUCUUAUUCGCCGGAACCGAUGGAUUACGACGAGCACCAUCAUCGCCAUCCCAACCGGGAGCAACUGGAGCACCGGAUCAACUACGAGCGAUCGCGAUCCCGCUCGCCCGCCGGACGGGAAGUCGUUCCUCCUCCUCCGCCGCCUCCGCCGCCCGUCAACUCGUUGCUGAGCAACGGAAGCAUCUUGGAGAGCAUCCUGCUGAGACGCCAGGGCAACAACAGCGCCACCGUGGUGGCCGCUGUGGCCGCUGCGGCCAAAAAGGAAAGCGGAGCGGAGCUUUUGCGCCAGGAGUACUACGACGAGGUUUAUCACCGGGAGCGAUUCAAGGAGGCCGUCCAAGUCAUCGUGGCCAACGAAUCUCACCCCAAACCGGAUUCGUCUGCCGGAUCUUUGCCGCCUCCGCCCAAUGCGACUCUUCCACUGCCACCACCUCCUCCGUCUUCUUCUUCAUCUUCUUCCGGCCAUCAUCGAUCGUCUCCUUCGUCUUCCCACCUGCUCCUGGCGCCGUCGACGACGGUGCCCGUGGCCAUUUCGACGGUCGUGUAUCCGCCGUACAAGAAACUCCAUCGCUACAACAUUCCGACCGGAUCGGACGUGCGCGAUCUCCUCAGCAGCAAGGAUCCCAAUCAUCUCAGCCCGGAUUCCAGCUGCUCGACGACAGCCAUCAAUAAAUCCAUCCGCAACGAGUCCAGCACUUCGCCGUCGACCGGCGGCGGUGGGCAGCAGCACCACCACAUCCACCACCUCAGUGGUCACCAUCCGUCUCACGGAUCGCAUCCGUUCAACAGCCGGAGUCCGCAACCGUCGCAGUCGCAUCAGUUCCACAGCACCAGCAGCAACGGAUCCAACAGCCGAUCGGCUCCAUCUCCUCAUCAUCCGCAUAAUGAAUCCGCCGGAAGCUCCGCCGGAAGUUUACUGUACAACGUCAACAACGUUGCCCAGAUGUUCUCCUCGGCCCAUUUCAACAUGUACGCUUACGGUGGAGCCGGAUCGAGUGCAUCCGCCGGCGGAGGCAGUGGCAGCACUUCCACCGUCCCUCACCCCCUGGCUUCGGCUUCUUCUUCCUCAUCCGCCGCUCACAUCCAUCCGCAUUUACCGAUGCCGCACAGUCCAGCGGCUUCGGCCGCCUCUUCAUCCGGCGGUAACGGAGGAGAUCGUUGCCGGGACCAUCGUGACCCGUCCGAAUCUUCCAUCCGGUCCAGCGCUUCAUCUCUCAGUCCCAACUACAGCCAGGCCCUGCACUGCCACACCUCGCCCGGAAGCGGAUCGCUGUCUCCCAUCGGAUCGGGCAGUCCGUCUCCCAACGGAAGCCAAGGGCGCGGCUACCGCUCGUUGCCGUACCCGUUGAAGAAGAAGGAUGGAAAAAUGCACUACGAGUGCAACAUUUGCUACAAGACGUUCGGCCAGCUGUCCAACCUGAAAGUUCACUUGCGGACGCAUUCUGGCGAGCGCCCCUUCAAGUGCAACGUCUGCACCAAGAGUUUCACCCAGCUUGCCCACCUUCAGAAGCACCACCUGGUCCACACUGGGGAGAAACCGCACCAGUGCGACAUUUGCAAGAAGAGGUUCAGCAGCACGUCCAAUCUCAAGACCCAUUUGCGACUGCAUUCCGGCCAGAAGCCCUACGCCUGCGAUUUGUGUCCGGCCAAAUUCACCCAGUUCGUCCACUUGAAGUUGCACAAGCGAUUGCACACCAACGAGCGGCCGUACACUUGCGGCGGAUGCCAGAAGAAGUACAUCAGCGCCAGCGGAUUGCGGACCCACUGGAAGACGACCAAUUGCAAGCCCAGCAGUUUGGAGGAAGAGAUGGCCCUUGAACGGUCGCCCACCGACUCGGCCGGCUACGAUUGUAACGGCUCGGAUGUCGAAGAAGGAAUGGAGGACAAGGAUGAGGAAAUGAGUUUGGACGGAAUGAGCUGUGAUAGCGACUCGUUGGCCAUUCAGCAACACCAUCACCACCAAGGCCAGCACGAGCACCACCACGAGCUGGGCGUCAAUUCGACAACGGGCCGACGGUCUCAAUCGCCCGACGAAGGGAAUCUGCGCGGAAACGGGCGACAGCCAUCGGGAAACUACGACGCCGAUUCGUCUAGACCGAGCGUCAUCGAAACGGCCAACAAAGCGCCACAAGUCAUCGAAUGCACAUAAGACGGACGACGCUGAGAUUUGACUGGGAAAUUCGGUCCUUUUUUGCUAGACGACCGUAAUAUUUAUUUUAUUUAUUUUUGUGACGACGUGACGUGACGUAACGUAACGAAACUCAGACGGACCAAUUAUUGCGCACCGAGCCCCACCGGUUUUCAAUCCUCCUCGAUUUGACAUUUAGAAAUUUUUGGCACGUAAUAUCAACAACAGCAACGUUUUUAAAAAACACACACGACGACUCUCAGUAUCCAGUUUUAUUGUUUGAAUUGACCACUUUCCAUGUUAUGUUUUUAUUCUUUUUUUAAUUUAAAAUGACAAUCAAUUUGGCGGGCGUUUUGAACGCAGGAGGAUGUAGUAAGACGGAAUUUGUUUUUUAUUUAUUUUGACGGUAAUUGACCGACGAUCGACGUAAACGCACAGACGACGUGACACAUACAAAUCCCGCGCUUUAUUUUAUUAUUAUUAAGUUAUACCCUUUUUUGAAAAGAAACAUCUCCAAAUGUUUUUUCUCCUCAAGUUAUUUAUAAUUCAUUCCCGUUUUGUUUUUUGUUUCUUCUUCCCCCACGUUGCUGCUGUGUUAUUUGUUGUACAUUUCUUCAGUGGUUAUUAUAUAAGAAUCUUUUUUUGGAAUCUCUCUCAGUAAAAAAAAAGGAAGAAAAACCAAACAAAAAAACAAACUUGAAAGGCACUUGAUCUCAGGAAAAUUUGACAAAAAAAUAAUAAUUUGGACAAUGUGACACAACAAAACGACAAAACAAAAUAAGUGACUCGACUCCGAUUCGUGAUGUUAUUU
Molecule: messenger RNA, 5020 nt
Organism: Daphnia pulicaria
Lineage: Eukaryota; Metazoa; Arthropoda; Branchiopoda; Diplostraca; Daphniidae
Gene: Blimp-1
Product: serine/arginine repetitive matrix protein 1-like
Exons: 6
Coding region: 649-4230 (1193 amino acids)
Biological process (GO): cell fate commitment; regulation of transcription by RNA polymerase II
Cellular component (GO): cytoplasm; nucleus
Molecular function (GO): RNA polymerase II cis-regulatory region sequence-specific DNA binding; DNA-binding transcription repressor activity, RNA polymerase II-specific; histone deacetylase binding
Source: RefSeq, a predicted model, not a curated record